AUGAGGGUAACGCAAAUACUACGAAGCGGAGGCGGCAAGAUCCCCUACCCAAAACACGUCUGGUCGCCAGCCGGAGGCUGGUACUCCCAACCCGACAACUGGAAGACCAACACCGCCAUCAUGGGUGCCGUGAUGACUGGGAUUGUCGCCAUGGCUUGGAGCUACAGCGCAGAGAACGAGUUCAGGAAUGAGAUGCCAAGAUCCGACCGGUUCUUCCCUUCGAGAUGGUGGAGCAAGCAGAUCAUCGAGCACGAGCGAGCACAGAAGGCCAAUGCUUUGAGGGAGUCAUGA
Zasmidium cellare ATCC 36951 is the source of this 291-nucleotide messenger RNA. RefSeq lists its product as uncharacterized. Lineage: Eukaryota; Fungi; Ascomycota; Dothideomycetes; Mycosphaerellales; Mycosphaerellaceae. The coding region runs from base 1 to 291 and encodes 96 amino acids. The record is from RefSeq and is a predicted model, not a curated record. The transcript has 3 exons.